Molecule: messenger RNA, 501 nt
Organism: Procambarus clarkii (red swamp crayfish)
Lineage: Eukaryota; Metazoa; Arthropoda; Malacostraca; Decapoda; Cambaridae
Source: RefSeq, a predicted model, not a curated record
AUGAUGACAGAGAGCCCAAGAGAACCCACUAUGAUGACAGAGAGCCCAAGUGAACCCACUAUGAUGACAGAGAUCCCAAGAGAACCCACUAUGAUGACAGAGAGCCCAAGUGAACCCACUAUGAUGACAGAGAGCCCAAGUGAACCCACUAUGAUGACAGAGAGCCCAAGUGAACCCACUAUGAUGACAGAGAGCCCAAGUGAACCCACUAUGAUGACAGAGAGCCCAAGUGAACCCACUAUGAUGACAGAGAGCCCAAGUGAACCCACUAUGAUGACAGAGAGUCCAAGUGAACCCACUAUGAUGACAGAGAGCCCAAGAGAACCCACUAUGAUGACAGAGAGCCCAAGUGAACCCACUAUGAUGACAGAGAGCCCAAGUGAACCCACUAUGAUGACAGAGAGCCCAAGUGAACCCACUAUGAUGACAGAGAGCCCAAGUGAACCCACUAUGAUGACAGAGAGUCCAAGAGAACCCACUAUGAUGACAGAGCCCAAGUGA